Molecule: messenger RNA, 932 nt
Organism: Pelecanus crispus (Dalmatian pelican)
Lineage: Eukaryota; Metazoa; Chordata; Aves; Pelecaniformes; Pelecanidae
Source: RefSeq, a predicted model, not a curated record
GACAAUUUGCAAAAAGGAAGAAGACUUCGCUUUGGUUCACAGUCUCUCUGCUGGUAGUGUCUGUUUUCAUACUGACCAUAGGUCUGGCAGCGACCACAAGAACAGAAAAUGUUACCGUGGGAGGCUACUACCCAGGCAUCGUUCUUGGCUUUGGAUCUUUCCUAGGGAUUGUUGGCAUCCACCUGGUAGAGAACAGAAGACAAAUGUUAGUAGCCUCCAUCGUGUUUAUCAGCUUUGGUGUGGUAGCAGCGUUCUGUUGUGCAAUAGUUGAUGGAGUGUUUGCAGCACGACACAUAGAACCCAGACCUUUGUAUAACAAAAGGUGCCAGUUUUAUUCAAGUGGUGUAGGAUUCCUAUAUGAUGCCUACCAGACAGAGGUGACAUGUUAUACCUUAAGCAGCAAGUGCCAGCUGAAAGUAAAGAGUAACACGUGCUAUUGCUGUGACCUGUACAACUGUGAGAAUUCAGAGCAGUCCUCUGGCUACUAUGAAUUUCUCGGCGUGAACAGCUGUCAGGAUGUGGUUCAUCUGUAUAGGCUGCUGUGGUCCUCCACAGUCCUCAACAUCAUCGGGUUGUUUCUGGGGAUUAUUACGGCAGCCAUUCUUGGGGCAUUUAAAGACAUGGUACCUCUGUCCCAAAUUGCUUUCAGUGCUGCACCUCCUCAGAUCCUGUACAAUCCUGCCCAGCAGAUCCUGACAUAUGCUGGGUUCUGUCCUUCUGCAGCAACUAUUUCUACAUAUCCAUCCUACCCGUUACCUCUUCAGCCUGCCAGCAAUUUUCCAGGAACAUCAUCUACUGACAUUUCUUUAUCAGAAGAAACUCAGCCUCCAUCUCAGUCCAGCUCCAGCUAUGGUCUUCCUCCCAAUGCUCCAGCCCUCUAUACACCAACUUACUUCUUGCCUGGAGAAAAGCCUCCACCGUAUGCACCAUAG